CCUCUUCAACUAAGUUUCUUCACUCUCCACUUCAUAAUAUCAACUUCAUUCUAAACAAUUAGAAAGAACAAAUUAUACAUGUCUCCACAAACAUAUAUAAUAUUAGUUGUUUAAGAAAUAUAUAUUAUUUAGGAUAUUAAAUAUACCGAGAAAGUAAUUAUAUGUGUGCGGGCGGGUACCCAUGGGGCGGGUUUACCUAAACCCAAACCCAACCCGACCCGGUGAAUAAUGUAGCGGGUUUAAACCCGAACCCGGCCCAAAACCCGUCAACACGGAUUUUACCCGCAUUGACCGGGUUGGAUCGGAUGAGUACCCGUGGGUUCGGGUUUUGUUGCCAUCCCUACAGUUUCCCCCUUUCUCGAGUGAGUAUAUUUGGGAAUGGACGGAUAACUUUUCCCUCAAAUGCAAAACGGCAUGGCGUUUGUUGAAGAUAGCUGCCCUAACAUAUAAAACUCCGAUAAAUUGGCGCUCUACUGUAGUUCUGCCCAUCGGCACUUCUUCUCACGCUUUCAACUAUCAGACUCGCAAGUCUCACUAGAAGCAGAACUGUAUCCCGUCAACUGCCGCUCCGCCUCCGUCCCGCGCCGAGAUUUCUAAUAAUGCCAGGCGAAACUGAAGCUGUGUCACUUUCCGGAACUCCUACCACGGCGGAGCUGGCGGCGGUUAGUAACGAGGAGGAGACGCGGAUCCUCAGCGACGCCAUUCGGUCUUUGCCUCCUCAAGCCGUCAAGGACUUGUUGAACUCCGAGGUUUGUAUCGGAUGCAUACUCAGGCUGUUUGGAUUCAGAGAACAUUUUCACUUCCGUUCUUCUAUCUCGAGUUCUAUGUUGCAUUCUGUUCUUGGAGAGUCUGAACAUCUGGAACAUUACGGGAUACUUGCUGGCUCCAAAUCAGGAGAGGAAUUAGAAGUUCAGCAGAUAGUGUGCAGGAUGUGUUUAGGCAUUUUGCAGUACUUAUAUCGCAAUGAUAAGGGCAUAUUGGUGCAAAAGCUAAGUGCAGACGGCUUAGCUGCUUAUGUUGAUGAAAUGAUAAAGCAAGAUGGCCAUGAGAUCGACGGCUUCUCCCUUGAACUGUCCGUACCACCUGUCCUCUCGGAACAUGACAAUGCAGUAUGGUCGUAUAUGAAGAAGAAAUACGGACAGGAAGUUGGGAUUGCAGAAGAGACUUCAAAAUGUGUUUCUGUGAAGGAUGCCUUAAAAUUGGCAAUAACAUAUCCCCUUGAAAAUAUGUUGGAUGUUAAAUCCAGCUCCAUUCCAAGCUCUUUCCGCAUUCGGCUAACCUAUAGUCAAACGAAGCCAUCAUCCUCUAUGGCUAAAUCUCCAGGAGAAACGAAUGAAUCUUGCAAGAGAAGAAAAACAGCUGAUAUGAAUGGAGUACCUGUGAGGUCUUCUAACUUCUCUGGUGAUCAGAAGUCCUCAGAGCCUUGCAACUUCCCUUUAGAGAAGGUCAAUGAACCCUACUACCUGGCUCUUGUUUGCUGCCGAACACCUAUCUACAUUGGUGGGAGAUACCUCAAGUUCUCAAGAAAUGUUAGUCAAACUCGCUGGAUUAUUGACGAUGAAAGAAAAGGAGAAUCAUCUGUCGAGGAAAUAAUAGGAAGCAACAUUCUUCCAGCUUGUCAAGGUGACAGUUACAAGUUUCAUGCUGCUGGCAGAGAGGAUAUUGAUGUGCGGAUGUUGGGUUCAGGCAGACCUUUCAUGGUUGAAGUACAAAAUGCGCGGAGAGUUCCCUCAGAGGCUAUUAUCAAAGAAACAGAAACAAAAAUAAACAGCUUGGAGGAAAAAUUGGUUGCUGUGAAAAAUCUUAAACUGGAAGUCAAUAAUGGUUGGGGCUUAAUGCACGAAGGAGAAUCCGAAAAACAGAAACAAUACUGCUCUUUAGUGUGGAUUUCACGCACACUUGAGGACGAAGACGUGCAGAACAUAACUGCAUCGAAGGAUAUGAAAGUUUUGCAAAGGACACCAAUAAGGGUUCUCCAUCGGCGAAGUCCUUUAGAACGAGAAAAGAUCAUACACUGGAUGAAAGUCGAGAGGGUUGCUGGGAGCUCUCAAUAUUUCCUGUUGCAUUUGUGCACUCAGGCUGGGACGUACAUAAAAGAAUUUGUUCACGGAGAUUUUGGUCGCACCAAUCCGAGCAUUGGGUCGAUUUUAGGAUGCAGAGCCGAAAUACUGCAAUUGGAUGUUACAGACGUGAAGAUGGACGGUUUCUGAUUUCCGUUGUGGCCAUUGACUAAAAAGCGGUAUUUUCAACUCAAUUUUAGAGCCUAAUUUUUGGUUCCGGGUUCUUCUUCAGGCUGCAUCUUUCAAAUGCAACCACACAACUAUUCAAGCUUUCUGCAUAAAGCUUGCAUUGAAAUUUGGAAGUACACUUUUCACCUUAGUUACUUGUAUGAUUUAUUGUCAGCUCGUAAUAGUUUUCUAUUAGUUAGGAUAGGAAUCUAGUAUGGUUACGAUAACCUCGAUAUUCUAGUGCUAGAGUACUCUCAACUUCAGUGAGGAAAUUUUCACAUUGACGAUUGCGUUGAGAACUAUUGUUGCCGCUACGCUUACGCUCUUGAUAUUCUUUGGGAACAAUUUUUUCUUCUUGUGUUGGUCAUCUUAUCCAAUCCAAGUCAUGAAGCUCACAUUGUGUCCAUCCAUUGUGUUCGGAUUAGGGUUGCAAAUGAGCCGAGCUGCUCGCGAGCGGCUCGGCGUUCGACUCGAGAAAAGCUCGUUCAAAACUCGACUUGUUAAUAAACCAGCCGAACACAAGCUCACCUUUGUUCAGCUCGUGAAGUUCGCGAGCUAGCUCGACUCGGUGGCUUGUUUAGCUAAACUCGUGAGCUGACUCGUUUAGGGCUCAUGAUAUGUCUUAACAUGUGGCUAGAGAGCCAACUCGAUUACCAACUUAUGAAUGAAUCAAUCUAUAUCUUAUGAUUUUAAUUCAUAUGCUUGUUAAAUUAUUUAUCUCACCAUAUAUAAAGUUUAACAUGUUGAGUAUGUGAGCAAAUAUAUCUUAUUUUCUAUUUUAAAAAGAAAUUAUGCAUCAUAGAUUGCUUCAAUACUAUGAAAUAACAUGAUUUGGAGCAGUUAUAAUGUAUUAACUAAAUGAAUAUGAUACCAACAAAGUAUAAUAUGAGAUUAGCUAACGAAAUAAAUCAUAUGUAUCAUGAUAUACAAAAUGAAGUACCAAAUAAAAUUUAAGAUUUUAAUAAACAAGCUAGCUCGACUCGACUCGGCUCGUUAAUAAACAAGCUGAGCUCGAGCUCGACUUGUUUUUUUUUAUUUUUUAUAAGGGUGAUAUAGAUUUCAUUUUGUUGUCAUUAAGGUACUAUUUAAGGGAUUCGAACCUGGGUCCUCCAGAUUCUAGGUUAGUGGUAUUACCACUAGGCCAAGCCCUUGUUCGUGAGCUCGACUCGUUUAUUAACGAGCCGAGCUCAAGCUGGAGUAAAACUCGACUCGGCUCAUUUGCAGCCCUAGUUCGGAUGGAGAGUUCUAGUGAAUCAAUUUGAUCUAUUUAGGAACAUAAAUUUGAAUAAAUCAAUUUGAUCGGGAGAAUUUUAAAACAAUCCAUUUUGAGACAAUUCUGAUUGUUUAGAAAUUAGAAAGCUUAUGAUUUGAAUUUGCGGACUACAAGUACUUUAGCAUUUAAAAUAAGGCAAUUAAUCAACUCAUUUCGUUUCUCAUUUGUAAUUUGUUCCAUCCAAUCAGGUAUAAUCAAUGUAAUCAAAAUCG
Linum trigynum is the source of this 3713-nucleotide messenger RNA. The record is from the annotation of a GenBank genome assembly. NCBI's taxonomy places the organism in Eukaryota, Viridiplantae, Streptophyta, Magnoliopsida, Malpighiales, Linaceae.